Messenger RNA from Hibiscus syriacus, 1143 nucleotides. RefSeq lists its product as uncharacterized. NCBI's taxonomy places the organism in Eukaryota, Viridiplantae, Streptophyta, Magnoliopsida, Malvales, Malvaceae. Gene Ontology annotation, molecular function: catalytic activity. The record is from RefSeq and is a predicted model, not a curated record. Bases 1 to 1143 code for a protein of 380 amino acids. The transcript has a single exon.
AUGACGAUCCUGUGUUGGAACUGUCGAGGGCUUGGGAACCCGGCGACAGUUCAUGAGCUUAGGAGAAUGAUCUCCAUUAAGGACCCGAUGUUGGUGUUUGUUUCUGAAACUAAACUUCGGAAAAAUAAGUCGGAAGCUAUCCGAUUGGCAACUAAGAUGUAUGGGUGUUUUGAGGUUGAAAGAGCCGAGGGAUGUGUGGGUUUAAUGAUGUUGUGGAAUGAACGUAUUGAUGUUACAUUGCUGAGUUAUUCCAAUUUGCAUAUUGAUGUGGAAGUGUCAGGGAUAGGAGAUAAAUUUCGUUUCACAGGGUUCUACGGGCGUAGUUCAUGGGCGGAAAAGAAACACAAUUGGGAGAUGAUUUCUCGGUUGGCUUCGACUUCUUUGCUCCCGUGGUGCGUGGGAGGAGAUUUCAAUGAGAUUAUACAUUCUGAUGAGAAAAGAGGGGGGCGAAAACCGGUCAGAAGCCAUAUGGAGGAAUUUUUUCAAUGCCUUCGCGGAGCCGAUCUGUGGGAUAUUCGGCCUAGAGUUGGUUGGUUCUCUUGGGCAAGUGGUACCCGAGCUAAAACUUAUGUUUGCGAGAGAAUCGAUAGAUUUGUGGCAAAAAAUGAUUGGAGGCUCAUGUUUCAAGAUUGUUCGGUUGAAACAAUCUCGAUGGCUAUGUCUGAUCACUCUGCUAUUUCGUUGAAGUUGGUUGGGGAGGAAAGAAUGUGCGAGACUAGGAAGGACUACUUCAAAUUUGAUGUAUGCUGGGCUAAUGAAGACCAAUGUAGAGAUAUUGUGAAACGGAUUUGGGAACAGGAUGAUACUUUUACGGCAAAGGUGGGGAAAAUUGGCAGUUCAUUAGGAGAUUGGCAAAGAUCGAGGAGGACUCAAGCUAAGAGGGAGGAGAGGCGGCUGAGGGAACUAUUAUCUCGGCUUCAAUCUGGCCCGAUCACGGAUGUGAACUGUGAGCUUAGACGCAAGGCCAUGGUGGAUCUUAAGGAGGUUAUGGAUAAAGAUGAAAGUUAUUGGUUCCAGAGAUCCCGUGUUGCUUGGCUUAAAGACGGGGAUUGGAAUUCCUCGUUCUUCCAUGCUAGGGCUAAUGGUCGCCGUAAAAAGAAUAGGAUCGAGGGGUUGCUGAGUGAAGGGGGGUUGGAAAGAUAA